Molecule: messenger RNA, 834 nt
Organism: Apiotrichum porosum
Lineage: Eukaryota; Fungi; Basidiomycota; Tremellomycetes; Trichosporonales; Trichosporonaceae
Exons: 4
Coding region: 1-834 (277 amino acids)
Source: RefSeq, a predicted model, not a curated record
AUGGCCUCGGACAUCCUGCCACCAUCAUACUGCGAGCCACCAAGCUACCUCGCAACCUUGUGCGGCCCCACCGCCCGCUACGCCUGCAUGUCCCUCUCCGGCACCGACAAGCUGCGUCUCAUCGGCUUUCCAGAAGAGGACGCAACAGCCGUCGUCGAGGUCGUCGACGCUGCCAUCACUGCCAGCUGGGGGGUUCAAGCGCGGACGUGCCCAAAGAAGCGGGUCUUUGAGUGGAAGCUCAAGGGAAGGCCAUGGGCCGGCGACGGGUGGAACGACGAAGCAACACCUCUUCGCCUUCUGAUCGGCUCCAUUCGCGGACUGGCCGCUACCGGCUGGCACGCUCACGCCGCCGCCGACGUUGCGUACCGUCUGUCGUGUGGCCGCGACACCCUCUUCCUCCGUCAAGGUCCACCCGUCCAGCGUGCAGUCUUCGCCAUCACGUUCCGCAAACCCAGCAUCCUCAUGCUCGUCGACGCCCCACACGUUGUCCAGAACGUCUUCAUCACUAGGCUCAAGGCUUGGUAUGACGGCGUCCACGGAUGGGAGGUCGAAAACGGCGCACUCAAGGUCCACCUCAAGGGCCAGCUCUGGCCGGGCUUCACCGAGGCCCAGACGUUUGCUGUCCGCGAACUGCUGUGCGGUAUUCUCGGCACGCUUGACGAGCUCGGUUACGAGCUCGUCGCCAGCAUGGACUUUACCGCUGUACCCGCAUGGAACAGGCUCGGCGCCGCGCAACCAGGCAGGAGUCGAGGCAGCACCAACAUCGACUCGUGGUUCUUCGCUAGCAAGGGGCCAAGCAUUCCAAGUGACGCGAACCCCAGCCGAGAUCAAUGA